AUGAGCUUCCUUCAUAUUCAAUCUUAUUAACAAUCAACAGAGGAAUCAUCCCAUCCUCUGAAUUCCAAAUUAAACUUUGUGCAAAUACAAGCCAUUGAUUUAAAACCAUACAAAAAAAAAUGGAGGCUCCUUUUUAAUAAUGUUCCAAGCCCAAAAAUUUUAGAAUCUAUUUACUAUGAUUUAUAAGGCCAAACUAUUGAAGACCGAGAGACCAAAGAGAUGAUCUUCUUAUAAUGCAUUCUCUUGAAUAUGCGAGCUCCCUUAAACUUAAAAUUAAAUGAGGAAUAAUGGAUUCAUAUAAGUGAACUGAUGCCAACCUAUAAAACUCCACUUAAAUGGUCCCAAAUAUGUCAGUAGUUUGUCCAUCAAUCAGCUUACAACAACCCAUGGUCUGAAAAUGAGGAUAAAUUGCUUUUAGACAUCAUUUUGUCCUUUCAAAGAAUGAAGAAGGGGAACAAAUGGAGUAAAAUCGCACGAGAACUAAAUGAACGAAGUCUCAAUAAGUUUAUUCGUACUCCCAAAUAAUGUAGAGAACGUUGGGGAAAUAAGUUAGACCCAUCUAUAAAUCGGUAAGAUUUGAAUCUCAUUAUGUUUAGAAACGAAUGGACUGAUUAAGAAGAUCUAAACUUCCUAUAGCUACUCCUCUAACACGGAAGAAGAUGGGCUGAAUUAUCUAUUCGUUUGUCCCCUAUUACUAAUAAUCAAAAACGAACUGAAUUUUCUUUAAAACAUAGAUUUAAAAAAUUAAUAUCGAGUACAAAUAGCGCAGAAUCCAGAUCAAUCAAUGGAACCAAGUAUGCUAUAUCAUCUGAUUGGAACAACAAAGAAAUCAACAAACUACUUGGUAAGAUUUCUCAAUUAGAAAUGAAAACCAAUUAGAGAGAGGUUGAAAACUUCUAUUAUCAUCCUCUAACUAAGCAAAUUAAACUCAAUGACUUUAAUAAGUUGGUUAUCAUUAGGGGAAGUUCCAAAGUAGAGUUGGAUUUGUCAAUUCUUUUUAAUUAGACAAAUUCCCAGUUAAAUGAUUGA
Molecule: messenger RNA, 1029 nt
Organism: Paramecium tetraurelia
Lineage: Eukaryota; Ciliophora; Oligohymenophorea; Peniculida; Parameciidae
Exons: 4
Biological process (GO): regulation of DNA-templated transcription
Cellular component (GO): nucleus
Molecular function (GO): DNA-binding transcription factor activity, RNA polymerase II-specific; RNA polymerase II cis-regulatory region sequence-specific DNA binding
Source: RefSeq, a predicted model, not a curated record